Molecule: messenger RNA, 2944 nt
Organism: Phytophthora nicotianae INRA-310
Lineage: Eukaryota; Oomycota; Peronosporomycetes; Peronosporales; Peronosporaceae
Exons: 1
Coding region: 64-2475 (803 amino acids)
Source: RefSeq, a predicted model, not a curated record
CUUAAGUGGCUGUUAAGUCGUUUACUUAAAUCAAGUCAACCUGCGGCAAUAUCCCGAUCUAGCAUGUCAUCGGAACCAGAGAGGAAGCGUGUCAAGCGCAUUGUGCCUUUUCUCGAGGCACACGAGUAUUUGUAUGGCGUGCGCGCGGUAGAACGCGACCCAGACACGGGCCAGGUCACAUCUGUGCUCUGCAUGUUCUGCGCCGCUUUCGGACGAGAGGCCGAUCCAAAAGAAUCUGAACGACAACGCGCUCGAACACAAAGGCCCAAAUAUUGGAGCGGCCCCACGUUCCGUACAGACAACUACAAGUCGCACUUCAGGUUGCAGCAUCCUGUUAGAUGGAGUCAGUACCAGGACCUGCCUCCAGUGCAGAAACAGAGAUACUUUGACAAUGUUCCAGCGCUCCCCAAGAAACAACAGUCGCGCAGAUCUCUGGACAGCAAUGAGCGUGCUGCAGUGAAAACUCCGGUGCAGCCGCUAGUAGCGACGCCUACUGAACCGGAGAGUAGAGACAAUGGGGCAACCGUGUCGGCUCCUGCUACCCCAGAGCCUACACUUGCGUCUACUAUUCAGUCUCCAGUUAAAACUGUAGAUUCUUCCCCAGCAGCUCCAAUGGAUGGCGAUGUGUUAGCGUUUCUAUUGGACCGAGACGUGGUGGAUGUGGCCUUGGGUGAUGUGCUGUUUCGAGCGGAAGAUGUUAAUUCAGGGGUCGGUAGCAGUUUAGCGGUGUUCGAAAGCACAUUGGAUGAAAGAGAUAUAUUGGAUCAGCAGAAUUCGGACGGUACAGCAGAAGUUCGAGUGAUAGUUCGAUCAGUGACGCUGUUCCACCGCGUGGUGGAUUUAUUAGCUGCGGGGCUGAGCUUUGACCAAACUGCGACGAUUUGUCAGACACAGAAGAGCACAAGAAUCGGUGAUAAUACGUUUGUGCCACAGAUCGCUCGUGUAGCAGUUGGCGCCAACCUUCAAGCACUUGGUCGAAUAUUACAGAGGAGCUGGGCGUUUUCAUUAAGUCUCCACAGUGUGGACCGCAGACGACCAUUUCUUGAUGUGCGUGUGCGUGUAUAUUGUGCAGAGAAGAUUGUAUCCUUCCAUUUACUGUCGCUACAAGUGGAAAUUGGAGAUCCAAGCAGUACGGGUGAAAUUAUGUUCGACACAUUGGUGACGUUUCUUCAGGCUGUAAACAAGCGUUGGCUCCAUAAAGUCAUUGGAUGCUGCACUGAAGUGACCGACUCAGAGGUCGGUGCUGUUGCUCUCAGUCUUGGUCGAAAAAUAGAGCAGCAAGCACUUCCUGGGUUUGUCCGUGUAUCAAGUGCACGGCCUCCUUUGGAUACAUUGAUGCAACAUUUCUUCGACUCCGUUCUGUUCGUUGAUAAUGCCGAAUGGUACUCGCAUCUCACAAGUUUGUUGGCGUAUCUCCAGCGUCAGGUUGCCACAGGAAACGCUGAAGAGCUAACUGCUGCGUCAGUGACUACUUGUCCCCAUCUUGGAGAUACAUCAUGGUGGAAGUUAACUGAGGUUAUGCGCUGGUUUGAUAACGCGAGGGUCCCUAUCCAGCGUCUUCUAGCUCGAAGGAAUGCGUCUGUUGCACCAUGUUCGACUUGGUGGCUUAAUCUCAAGAUAGCGCUUGUAGUGGGAUCUAUCGCGAUUAAAACACGCGCUGGUUUACAAGUAGGUUAUGUGACCUUGAUGUCGCAGCAGCCCCAGCGGAUAGCCAUGCUGCGUCUUGCUCUGGCCGGUGACGUGGGUGUGGAAGGACCUCUGCCAGCGUAUCAACGUGCUGCCCUGCGUGAUCAGAGUGGCUUGGGAGAAAUGAUGGGCUCAACGGAUGGGAUGUUCGCUGUCAAGCCUCACUCGAUUGUCGCCUUUGUGCGGGGAAUGGGCAGCUGGUCUGCCGAGCUGUUUGAUGAACUCGAUGCCCACGAUCGACAGAAGAUUAUCGUGAGUACUGCCGAUAGGAUGCUGGAAUUUGUGCAGGGUUUGCAUAGUCUGGCAGAAAAACUGGAGGAACACGGUAGUAGCUGCUCAAGUCUGAGCGCUUUCCCGCCGGUACUACCUCACCAAAUUGCGCUCUUGAAUCCUGUCGACUUUCAAGAAAUUAUUCGCGUGUAUCGUCCACGAUUGACUGGGUCUUUCCCCGAUGCCAAGCUUUCUGCCAUUGAGACUCAACAACAAGAACUACGAACUGCUGCGAACGAAGCUCCUAUACGACAGCUCCUUGAUCAAAGUGCUGAUAAUUCGCCAUCAAGUUUUGAUCAGUCUUGGGAAGCCCUGCGAUCUCGGUGGAACUUACUCGCUGACUUUUGCGGUAGUCUAGCCACAGUAUUUCCAACCUCAAACACCAGCAAGGAGAGAUUCGUUGCGGUUGAUGCUGCUGGAUCGCAACGUAAAGUCGCUGACUUUCCGCUUGAAGCAAGCCUGCAAUGCCAGCAAUUUGCUAAACUGCAGGCUCUGAUCGCUAGCUCGGGCGAUAGGUAGCAACGGGUAAAGACUACGACUUCAACGAGUGUUCUUGGGGGUCAGGAUUGCAAAAAGGAUGCAAAAGAACACUGCGUGGAAAGAGGAAAAGCUUAAAGGCUAAUGCAAAACUAAAACUAUCUAGGCCGUCGCGAGCGACAAAUAAAAAAUGAUUCUGCAGGCUGCAGGCGGAGGCAAGAGGCAGGCAGAACCGCGGGGCAGAGGCGUUGUGAUCAUCUCUUCUCAUGUUUUCGUUUAGCUACGACCCCCACCAAUUGUGUCUUUCCCCGUGAUCUUGAGCAUAUUUCUUUGUGUAAUUCCUUUCCACCAAAACCCACCAAAGCAAUGACGACCCAACACCAACGACACAAAAAGCAGGAGCCGCAGCUCCCCGAACUUCCUCCUUCACUGCUUCCCAGCCUCAGCACAGGAAGCCCGCUGCCGCCUCACCGAAAUCGUGCAUGGCCAAACACACGACACCACAAGACGC